UAAGCUUACUCAUUGCUCACUGGUGCAAUGUACGAUUAGCCCUUCUGCAAGCCUGCAGAGACUUAUGAGUUAAUUUUGUUUUUUUAUUGCAUCAAAAGACCGCUUGAAAGGCAUCUUCGCUACGUGCAACGUUGUGAAAUCGGUGGUCCUGUGAAAUAUUUGUGGUAGCAUCAAGAAUUUCAAUCAACAGCGCUUUGGGUCGACAUGGAUUCAGAUGGCGAGAUCCAGUAUGACGAGGACUCAGGCGAGGACAACAUGCUGUACGAGGCCGACUCGGGGAACGAGUCGAGCGGCGACGAGUUGGACUUUGACGAGCAGCGCGCGGGCCCAUCCGCUUCCAGGGCCGACGACGCCAUCAUGGACGACUACCCGUUCCAGGUCCUCUCCAUCCAGGAGAUCGUCGAGUUCAUGGUGGAAGAGAUCAAUGAAGUGAAGGACGUGGCUCAGCUGCCGCGAACGACGAUACGAAUUCUGCUGAACCACUUUAACUGGGACAAGGAGAAGCUACUGGAGCGGCUGUAUGACACGGACCAGGAGCGGCUAUUCCAGGAGGCGCAUGUCGUCAGCCCGCUCAUUAGGAAGAGCUCGCACGCGCCCAAGGUCAACAGCCGGCGGGGCGCCGUGACCACCGAGGAGUGCGAGAUCUGCCUGACGGUGCAGCCGUCGGCGGUCAUGUCGAGCCUGCCGUGCGGCCACCGGUUCUGCGCUGGCUGCUGGGCUGAGUACCUGACCACCAAGGUGAUGGAUGAGGGUAUGGGCCAGACGAUCUCGUGCGCGGCGCACGGCUGCGACAUCCUGGUGGACGACGAGACGGUCAUGCGGCUGGUCAGCGAGCCGCGCGUGCUGCAGCGCUACCAGCACCUCAUCACCAACAGCUUCGUUGAGUGUAACCGGUGUCUGUGCUGGUGCCCGACGCCGGACUGCGGCUACGCGCUCAAGGUCUCCUACCCGGACAUGCGACCCGUCACGUGCAAGUGCGGUCACCGCUUCUGCUUCGCGUGCGGCGAGGCCUGGCACGAUCCGGUGCGGUGCUCGCUCAUCAAGCGCUGGCUCAAGAAGUGCGACGACGACUCGGAGACAUUCAACUGGAUCUCCGCCAACACCAAGGAGUGUCCAAAGUGCAGUGUGACAAUCGAGAAGGACGGCGGGUGCAACCACAUGGUGUGCAAGAACCAGAGCUGUCGCGCCGACUUCUGCUGGGUGUGCCUGGGCUCUUGGGAGCCGCACGGCUCCUCCUGGUACAGCUGUAAUCGAUACGACGAGGACGAGGCCAAGGCGGCCCGCGACGCCCAGGAGAAAUCGCGCGCCGUACUCAAUCGCUACCUCUUCUACUGCAACCGCUACAUGAACCACAUGCAGUCCCUCAAGUUCGAGAACAAGCUGUACGCCUCAGUCAAGGAGAAGAUGGAGGAGAUGCAGCAGCACAACAUGAGUUGGAUCGAGGUGCAAUUUUUGAAGAAGGCUGUGGACAUUCUGUGUUCCUGUCGUGUGACGCUUAUGUACACGUACGUCUUCGCGUACUACCUGCGAAAGAACAACCAGUCAACCAUAUUUGAGGAGAACCAGAAGGACCUGGAGCGGUGUACUGAAGUGCUGUCUGAGUAUCUGGAGCGCGACAUCACUCAGGAGAACCUGGUGGACAUCAAACAGAAAGUUCAGGACAAGGACAGAUACUGCGACGGCCGGCGGAGGGCCCUGCUAGAGCACGUGCACGAAGGCUACGAGCGCGACUGGUGGGUCUACAACGACUAGUGUUUUGACGGCUGAGUCUGUGGCGGCUGUAGACGAACCUUCCAGUGCUCGGCCAAGUGCGGUGAGCGGCGCUCUGGCCGACAAACUGUCCAGUGGUCGCCGGAGAUCAGCGGACGCGCCCGUAGGCAGCGUGCGCUGCUGCGCCGGGGCUCACGGUAACUAGUGGUUGUACGUGCUGCCGAUAGGUGGCGCGGUCACCGGACGUCUGGGGUGGCACGAACACAGGGUGGCUCGCUGGAAUGCGGCGCGGCAGUACACUCCUAGUCUGGGCGGGAGAGGCCGGGGCGCGCCGCCGGCGGCGAACCGCGCGCGGGCGGCGCCUCCGGGCCGAUCUGUAGUGCUUUCAGUCGCCCCGCACCGCAGGUCGGUGGGGUGGAGGUGGUGGCCGAG
Messenger RNA from Pollicipes pollicipes, 2142 nucleotides. RefSeq names its product E3 ubiquitin-protein ligase arih1. Gene Ontology annotation, biological process: protein ubiquitination. The record is from RefSeq and is a predicted model, not a curated record. The coding region runs from base 205 to 1752 and encodes 515 amino acids. The transcript is spliced from 11 exons. NCBI's taxonomy places the organism in Eukaryota, Metazoa, Arthropoda, Thecostraca, Pollicipedomorpha, Pollicipedidae. Gene Ontology annotation, molecular function: ubiquitin-protein transferase activity; zinc ion binding.